Messenger RNA from Guyanagaster necrorhizus, 1220 nucleotides. RefSeq lists its product as uncharacterized. The record is from RefSeq and is a predicted model, not a curated record. The transcript has 4 exons. Lineage: Eukaryota; Fungi; Basidiomycota; Agaricomycetes; Agaricales; Physalacriaceae. The coding region runs from base 410 to 1027 and encodes 205 amino acids.
GCCGGCAUCCACCCACUGGAUGUUAUCUGGAAAUGAUACCUUAGCAACUCUGCCUCGACGGACAUCAAUUAUUUUCCCCGUAACUGUAUCGAUAACGAUUGUGGCCGGUUGGGGGGAGUCGGAGGCGGGUAGAAGAACGUUUGUACUUGAGCACACGAGGAGAUUCGCCAUAAGAUACUAUCGCCCGCUUAUGGUAGCGAGGCAAAUUUAGUUUCGGACGUUGCAUCAAUUUCUGCUGGCCAGUGGACAAUUUUAAAUAUGUAACUAUAUUUUAUCUCUGAUCCUUCUCACGUACUUCACUGAUUCCUGUUUACAAUUUCACGCGUAUUCCAUCAAUCAGACGUAGUCAUCAGGGCUUCUCAGGACAUGGGCUGUCUCCCGGCGAUGUUGCAUUGGGCGCACUGCACUGAUGGUAUCCUAUAUCAUUGGAUUACUAGCCUUGGCUGAUAAUGCGGACACCGCUUGUCGUCUCAUAAAUUCCACACAUACCCCCCCCUCGAGAUUUAGCAUUCAUCUCAUCCCGCUUAUUCUAAUGUCUUCUGAACUACAACGAAAUUGCUAUUCAAUCGAACAGCCUCAAACGGUAUCUCUACGUCGUCUCCCUAGUCUACCGACAGCUCGGCAGUCACGACCCCUUCCCCCUGUACCCCGUCCGCUAGCUUGCCGACGUUGCAAAAUGUGUGUAACAUCCAUCGGCGCGCUCCUCCCUUUGGCCAAAAUCCCUACCCAUGCCCGCGCAUUCAGAGGAUUUAAUGGGAAAGCUUCGUUAUUCACUGACAUUCACCAUGUCGACCUCUCUCCUCCCGUAGUGCAUCUGAUGAACACUGGUGCCCACACUAUGCAGCAAAUAUCAUGCCAGAAUUGCUCAGCAUACCUUGGAAUGCGGAUCAUUCGAGCCCAUAGCCAUUCAGAACGCUGGAAAGAGGGUCACUAUCUCUUGGAACUUGAAAAUCUCACCGCUAUCGUGACACGCCGGAACGUUCACCCGUCCUCAAUAACGUCCUCUGACUCUGACGACAGCAGCUGAUCUUUUCUGUGUUGUCGGAGUUCCCUUCUGUUCUAAAUUCAUAUUUUCUGCAGGCACAUACUUAUAUCAACGGUGACCGCAGGAAGGUCUUGAAUUCGAAAUCGCUUCUUAUUCAUUGUACGAUAUUUUUUUCAACAUGGAAUGUACUUGUAUAGGAUUAAAUACAUAACACCACAGCUAGCAACUGGCGCAC